This is a messenger RNA of Anolis sagrei ordinatus, 4841 nucleotides long. RefSeq names its product non-SMC condensin II complex subunit D3 (gene NCAPD3). The record is from RefSeq and is a predicted model, not a curated record. Lineage: Eukaryota; Metazoa; Chordata; Lepidosauria; Squamata; Anolidae. Gene Ontology annotation, biological process: mitotic chromosome condensation; meiotic chromosome condensation. Gene Ontology annotation, molecular function: histone binding. Gene Ontology annotation, cellular component: condensin complex; condensed chromosome, centromeric region.
AGGGGAGAGGGAAGGCCGGGAUUGGCUAUUUGGAAGGUGGCGGCGGUUUAGAUUUGAAGUUGUGGCAAUUAUGGCGGCCUUGUUGGGCGCUCUGGAACGGUGGAGACUCCGGGCUGUGAGCCAAGCCUGGGUUGACACUAUUUGGGAACUAGAAUUUACUGAGACAGAUCCUUUGGAUCCGAGACUGGAGAGUCAGAUCACAGACGAUAGUUUGGAAGCCUUCUCUCACCUCUAUGACGCUCUCAGCCCCUUCGCUGAAGAUGACGGUGCGGCCAUUGAGAGUAUCUGGUCCCUGUGUGCAGAGAACAAUAUCUCCCACAAUGCCCUGGUUGCCGUGUUGCAUCAUUUUGUCCAAGAGGCUAAGAGUAAGACAGCCAAUCUCCAUCAGCGUUUGUGCGCCCUUCACGCUGCUAGGUUGUACUUUGUGUUGAUUGAAAUACCAGGCAGCAUAGCCAAUCGGGUAUUCCACCCAGUGAUGUUUGAAAAAUGCCUCCAGACAUUGUCCAAAUGCUGGCCCCAAGAAUCAAUCAUGCCCAGGAAACGGAAAAGAGACCACAAUAAAAACCCCUCAGGUGGUCGGAAGAAGGGGAAACCUGGAAGAAAAGAAAACCUCAGGUUGGAAGAGAACUUUGAAGAGGAGGAAGAAGAGGAAGAAGAGGUUUACUUCUCAGCACACGAAUUGCUUCAAAUCCGCGAGGCACUUUUCCUUCUCCUGAAAAGUCUCCUUCGCCUUCUUUCCAAGUUCUCCCUAAAAGAGAGACCGCAAUGUGUGGAGACGUGCAUUCAGAUCUUUGUUAAUUUGACCCAUUUGGAGCCUUGCUCACUGGAGUUUGCGGCUUUUGAAAAGAGGAGCAUUGACCAAGCCAAAUACAUCCCAGAGCUUGCCUACUAUGGCUUACGCCUGUUGUGUUCUCCACUUCACAGCCUGGAAGAUAAGAUCCUGCGCCAUGUUUUCCAUCGAUUUCUCAACAUCAUCCUCAUGUUGACAGGAACAGAACCAUCCGGUGGCGCAUCAGCCAUUCUCCCAUCUCAGGCUGUUAGCGCAAGGAACCAGGCCAUCCAAUUCAUCAGCUCUCUCGUUGAGGAACUGAAAGAAGCUGCCUUCCCUGUCUUGCGAAUCUUACUGCAGCACAUUUGUGUCAAGGUUCCUGAUAAGUCAGAAUACCGAACGCAUGCAGCCCAGGCUUUGACACAACUCCUGUACAGACUUCCUUGUGCAAACCAUGUCGACUUCAUAGCUUGGCUGUAUAGAUUCUCACUCAACAACAAGAUCUCCUACAGGGUAUUUGCUAUCGAUGCUGCCUUGGCCCUAUUGGAUCUUCCAGAGCGUGAGCCAGACGUCACUUUGACCGAGGAACAGCAGAAGUUCAUGAAGCACAAAUUCCUGGUGCAAGUAAUGAUCUUUGGUCGGUGCUCCGACAAAGCGCCAACCGUUCGCAGCAAAGCCCUUUCAGGAUUUGCUCAGUGUCUGGAAGCAAAUGCCAAGUCAAAUGCCGAAUGGAUACAGGAGCAGUUGCAGGGCAGUACACGUGCUUCCACAGUCAUGGAUACAGACUGUGGAACGCAUGUUGGAACGUUCCUGACCAGUUCAGGAGUUUCCUCCAGCCAUCCCAUGAAGACUUUCCCAACAUUCAAAACCAUUGAAGUAACUGAACGCGACUCCUCUGAGUUAAAUGGAAAAGAGAUCAUGGGCAUGCUGAGGCUAAGAGCUGGCGAUGAAAAGAUAAACGUUCGAAAAUCUGCCCUCCAGGUGCUGAUGAGCAUCUUGAAAUACCAGGUGAUUCCAUGCACCACUGAAGACUUGGCUACGCUACAGGAUCGCUGUCGGGAUCCUGCUGUUUCUGUAAGGAAGCAGGCCCUGCAAUCAAUAACAGAUCUCUUACUGAGCCAGCCGGAGAACAUUCUGAUUCAGAAGGCCUGGCUGAAGGGAGUCAUCCCUGUCAUUAUGGACUGUGAGACCUCUGUGCAGGAGAGGGCCCUAGACUGCCUUGACCAGAUCUUGCUGCAGCCCAUCAAGUCCCGGAACAGAUUCACUCCACACAACGAAAGCCAAGCGCUGGCUUGGGAUCUCCUUACAUUGCUCACCAAAGAGAGUCAAGAGCUCAGCCGCUACUUAAGCAGAGCAUUCCACAUUUGGUCAAAGCAGGAGAAAUUCUCUUCCUCCUUUGUGAACAGUGUCCUUUCCCACACGGAUACCGAUCACGCUGUGCCUGCUUGGAUGCUGCUAGCCAAGGUGGCCGGCUCCUCACCCAAACUGGACUUCUCCAAAAUAAUCGAAGCCUGGGACAGUCUCGACAGACAUCUUGAAACCAGUUCGGAAUUGGUGGUACACAUCCUGUGUGUAAUUGGCAGCAUUGCAAAGCAUCUGCCCAGCAGCAUCCAAAGCAGGCUGAUGGGUGAAAUCAAGCAAUGGUUACAGGAUUUCCAGUGUCCCCUGGAGGUGAUCAGUCCUGCAGUUGAGGCUGUGCAGAAACUUUGCCUUGCUUCCACGGAUGAGCCAAAGGAAGCUCAGGAGAAAUUAAACAACAUAUUUGGCGAGCUGGUGUCCGUAUGUGAAUCCUACAUCUCGAGAAUUGUUCUCCAAGAAGAUGGAGCAGUGCAGCUGGAGGAGGAAGUCUUGGUGAGACAUCUCUUCACGCUGGGUGAAGCGGCCCAACUCUGCCCAGCCAGAGUGGAGAAACGAAUUUUCUUGCUGAUACAGUCCAUUCUAGCCAGUCCUGACAUCAUGGCCAAGUUGUCCAGCCCUGUGGACAAUGAAGAUAUUUCCUCCUCUCUGCCAUUAUCCCAGUUCAGAGGUUCUGUGAUGCCUUCCGUCGUCCGCGCACAUGCGUUCAUUACUCUAGGUAAGCUUUGUCUGCAGCAUGAGGACCUGGCAAAGAGAUGCAUUCCUGCGCUGGCCCGGGAACUCGAGGUGUCCCAGGACGUGGCCAUUCGCAACAAUGUCGUCAUUGUGAUGUGUGACCUCUGCAUCCGCUACACCACCAUGGUGGAUAGAUACAUCCCCGACAUCUCAGUCUGCUUAAAGGACCCGGAGCCUCUCAUCCGGAAACAGACGCUCAUCCUCCUUACCAACCUCUUGCAGGAGGAGUUUGUGAAAUGGAAAGAAUCCCUCUUCUUCAGAUUUGUCAGUGUUUUGGUGGACCCAAAUGAGGACAUUGCCAGCUUGGCCACAUUCUGCCUGGCUCACCUCCUGCUCAAGAGGAAUCCAGCCAUGUUCUCCCAGCACUUCAUCGAAUGCGUCUUCCACUUCAACAGCUACGAGAGACAUGAAAAGUACAACAGAUUCCCGCAGAGUGAACGGGAGAAGCAUCGGUUUUCCCUGAAGGGCAAAGCCAACAAGGAAAAGCGGAUGCAUAUUUACAAGUUUCUGCUUGAGCAUUUUACCGAUGAACAGAGAUUCAACAUCACCUCGAAAAUCAGCCUGAACAUCUUAGCCUACUUUGUUGAUGGAGUCCUCCCUCUUGACAUGGAGGCCAACGAGCUGCUCUCAGACACCUUUGAGAUCCUGAGCUGCAAGGAAAUCAAGUUGUCAGCCAUGAGAUCCAGACCAGAGGAUGACCUCCAACCUGACGAGGAUGAGCUGGCCAUGGCUAAUGCUGUCAUGCAAGUGGCACAGAAGAAACUCAUCUCCCAGGUUCAAAAGCGACACUUUAUAGAAAACAUCAUCCCCAUCAUCACUUCACUGAAGACCUUGUUGGAGCAAAACAGGCUUCCAGUACUGCGAGAGCUUAUGAGCUACCUGCGGGUGGUGAUGCAAGACUACAAAAAUGAGGUCAAGGAGUUCUUUGCCAUGGACAAGCAACUGGCGGCUGAGUUAGAGUAUGACAUGAAGAAGUAUGAGGAGCAGCUGCAAACGGAGUCUGAGGAAGGCCAGGAAAUGCCCGGAGUCGUGGAAGCCCUGAACACUCGGGCCGCAGGCCAGUUGCAGUCUCCCACUUCGGAGAGACCUGUACUUCCGUCCAUUGAUCCAAAUCCAAUGGGUUCUCCAGCCACCGCAAGACGUUCUUCCUCUUCGAAAUCCCCUCCUCCUUCAGCUCCAUUUGUGUUUACUACACCCAGGCCAGGCAUUCUGAAACCCAGGAACAGGAGUAUGUCCCUCAAUAUCUUUGCCAUCCUUAAUUCUGCAAAAAAGGCAGCAGAGGAUGCUAACAAACAUCGCAGUAGAAGUCUGGGACAGAGGCCUGACUCUCCAGAUGACAGUAAAGCAUCUUUCUGCAGUCUAAACCAACAGUCUUCUAGAUCAAGUAUUCCGAUGGAAACCCGAGCAAUCAGCACUCCAGAGAAGUCGAUUAACAACAUGACCUUUGGGGCUGGAGUCAGCUGCAUCAGCCUGGCACACACACCGGCUUCAGCGAAAGAGAAACAAGGUGCUCAGGAUUCUCAGAGAGAGAUUAUCUGUUUGCCAUCACCUGAUAAGCCAUCGUCACAGCCUCCGACGUGGAAUGUCACCUCUCCGGGGCGAGAAAGCCUUCCCACUAGCAGGGGGCUAAGGAGGUCCAGCCGCAGAACUCCCCUGAAGCCAACGAAAUGAUGGCCCAUGCCUCUCCCCAGAAAGCCACAUCUUGUACAGAAAAGGAAUCAUAGUUAUCUCUUUUUUCCACAUAGUUGUAUUCACAAGCAGUUUAAAUCGUGUCUAAAUGCUGAUUUUUUUUUUUUUUUUUUUGUAAAUUAUGGUUAUGCCGCUCUCUUUUGAAACAUUUAUAUUGUAAAUAUGUAUUUUGGAAUGGUUGGCUCAAAUAUCACUGUAUCAGUCAAGAUGGCGAACAAGCCAUGGCCUGGAUGCUUUCAUAUGUUUAUUGCAUGGAGAAUUAAGUAAAUAAAAUAAUCCUGGAAGAACUAAA